AUGAACGCAGGCGAAGUCAUUAGCCAGGGAGAUAUCUCGAAUCUUGUGGAACUGUUGGACAAAAACAGUGGGUUCAAGCGCCCUGAUGGACAGACCAUAGGCUACAGUUUGCAGGAGGCAGAAUGUGCAAAACCCGUUUCUUCUUGCACAGCCACCACGGUGCAGGCCAAUCCGGUGAGUGUUGCCUUACCUGCAACGGUGGUAGAUCAACAACUGCGCCUCCCCCUUCCAUCCGAGAGCCGAGAGGCGAAACGACUACAAGCAAAGAAAUGUCAGACUGCAAAAGUGAAGGGUUACGCCAUUUGGACCGACGAGGAACUUGCCGCAUCACUUCAUCCGCGUCAGGGCACGGCAUUAAAACCAAAGGAUGAUGCAGAAGAGCCCGAAUACACCAUUAUGCAUAAGGAAGUGGUUACGGCGGAAGAUGUAUACUUGGGUAUGGACAUCAACAAGCCUGGCUCAUCCGGUCUCCUUGUGAAGGUUGUGAUGCCGAAGCUGGAGCAGCUUGCAGAUCUUGCUAUAGAAGUGGAUCCGUAUGAGCUUCGUGUGCUUUCUACGAAGUACUACCUUCGGGCUGCGCUACCACAAAAGGUGGUGGCGGGAAAAGCUGAAGCCAAGUGGGAGAGCAUGAGCAAGACAUUGAAUGUGUGUCUUGCGGUGGAUGAUUCAGAUCGCCUUCUGUAA
This is a messenger RNA of Trypanosoma grayi, 684 nucleotides long. RefSeq lists its product as hypothetical. Gene Ontology annotation, cellular component: cytoplasm. Gene Ontology annotation, biological process: axonemal dynein complex assembly. The record is from RefSeq and is a predicted model, not a curated record. Bases 1 to 684 code for a protein of 227 amino acids. Lineage: Eukaryota; Euglenozoa; Kinetoplastea; Trypanosomatida; Trypanosomatidae. Gene Ontology annotation, molecular function: dynein intermediate chain binding; protein-folding chaperone binding. The transcript has a single exon.